UGGUCAUUAUUUACUGUAUUUUACAGACAGAGAGUUACAGGACUCUCUCCCAGACCACAGACUCAUACUCAUAAUACAAGUCAGAGCUUUAUAAAAAAAAAAAAAGAAAGUUGUGUUUUCAAAAUUGAAGUUCAAGUUAUUUUUUACUUCCAAUAGUGUUAACAUACUACACAGGUCAUGAACAGGAUUUUUUUUUCAUUGUAAGUGGGCUAAAGCAGUUAAUUAAAAGUAGUCUAACAUAAAUGUAAAUGCUGUAAUUUGGUUAUUUUAAUAAACCAUGUAACUUGGAUGGAUUCGAUGCUGGCGUGACAACAGUGCACACGUCUGCUGUUGCUCACAGUGGUCCAAGGGACCGCUCAGGGAGUUUGUGUGUUCGCUCAGACACAUGAAAAAUUAGAGGGAACAUUGCCUGUAGCCAAACUGAACUGUGUUUUUACUGUGAUCAAGUAGAACUAGACCACUGACAAUUAAUAUCUUAAACAACCUUAACAUUAGAAAGAAAAUUCGUCAGGGUCAGUCAGCACUCUGUGUCAUCACUGUUUCACAUAUAAACUCACUCAUUGAACUUUCACCAAGUUCCAGCACUGGCAAAAGAUGAGAUAAAAUGAGAAAUGUACUGAAUGGGACAAUUUGUUUCCUGUCCUGAACUGUAAGUGGUUCUCAAUGUGCAUCUCUAUAGAAUAUGUUAAAGGGCUUUUGCAGCUUGCGACACAGGGUUAUUUACAGCAGAGCAACAGUGUUCAGUAAACUGUAUCUGAUACAUACAAAGUGUAUAUAUGAGACUCUAAGUUACAACAACACACUCAGUUUCGUGUAACCUGUGUCCAAGCCUUCUGAAUCAUUAACUAUUGGCUGAAUUAUUUACAGUUGUACUGCCUCACACACCAGCAUAAUGGAUGGAAUAUCACGUAUGUGUUUGUGAUAGGAAAUGCGGAUUCAUUCGAAGAAGAAGAAUAUUGUUGUGGCAGUGCUGCUUGUCAUUGGGGGAUUAUACUUCAUUAACCAUUCGGACUUCCUCCUGGCUGUCUUUGCAAGGUCACCUGAAAUAGUUCUUAAUGAGUUAACAUGGCAAGCAGACAGGCCGGUUAGUAUGGAGUCCUGGAUUGACCAGGCAGAUUAUCUGAGUUUCAAUGUGUCCUAUCAGCUGCUUGCUGGAGUGCUGCCUACUCAACAGAAGUAUUUAUCUGUUGGAUUAUCCUCAGUAAAGAGGAAGAAGGGCAGCUACCUGGUCCCCACAUUGAAAUCCAUCUUCUCCCAGUCGUCUCCUGAGGAGCGCUCCUCCAUGGUGGUGGUAGUGCUGCUAGCAGAUUUCGACGUCAGCUGGAGAGUCGACACUGUGAAGGAGAUCAAAUCGGCUUUUGCCUCUGAGUUGGAACAAGGCCACCUUUUGGUCAUCCAUGUUCCCCAGGACUGGUACCCUCCUAUUACAGGUCUGAAGAGGAAUUUCAACGAUGCUCCCGAAAGGGUAACGUUCCGCUCCAAGCAGAACCUGGAUUAUUCCUUCCUGAUCCACUACUGUGCAGGUCUUGGACGGUAUUACCUCCAGCUAGAGGAUGAUGUGUUCUCUGCAAAAAACUUCCUCACAACCAUUAAAAAGCGAGUUGAGGAGCAAGAAGGAAAGAAGGGCACCUGGGCAACGUUGGAAUUCUCUGCCCUCGGCUAUAUUGGUAAACUCUACAAAUCAGCCCAUCUUCCUCUUCUGGCUCGCUUCCUCUUCAUCUUUUACCAGGAAAUGCCCUGUGACUGGUUGAUGACUCACUUCCGGGAGGUGAUGACUCAAAAGGAGACCAUCCUUUUCAAACCCUCGCUGUUUCAACACAUGGGAACUUUCUCCUCAUUUCAAGGCACAUACAAUAAGCUGAAAGACAAGGAUUUUGAGGAGGAUGUCUAUACCAAUCCAUCAGCUGAAGUUUACUCUGACAUGUCCACCUAUCAGAAGCACUUCCCCAAGCUGGCCUGGGAUGCUGGCGAAGGAUUCUUCUGGGGCCGCACCCCAGAAAAAGGAAAUUACCUGACUGUAGUGUUUACUGAACCUACUGUGGUGACAGGGAUAUUUGUAGAAACAGGGUCAGGAGGCAAAGACAUCCUGGAGUCAGGUGAGGUGGAGAUGGGUCACAAUGUGGUGGCCACAGACAAAGUGAAGAGUUGUACAGAGUUUGAGUCAGUGGGAGCAUUUGAGAAUGGAAAGUUUAAAAUGCAGGAGAUGGAUAAAAAGUACAGCUCAGCCUCUUCGUGUCUGAAGAUAAAGGUCACAGCUACUCAGAAGGACUGGUUGAUCAUUACGAAAAUCAGAAUCACCACAAAGCUGACUGUACCUCAUCAAUAGACGUAGAUGUUAGUUCUUCCUGGCAGAUUGAAAACUAUUUUGAUCAAAAUCUGCCAAACUGAACUUGGGACUUGUGUGCCUUGUUAAAAUGUUUUAUUUAUCAAACAUCAACUAAGUGCUCUAAGCAAAUUGUCACUUUGAAGCAAGUUUGACCAAACUUUGUGAUGACAUGUUGUCUCUUCACAGAAUCAAAGAGCUAUAAGCAGACAACCAACUCCAUGUGUUGUAUGUAUGUAUUGUUAAUGCAUUUGGGUAAUUGCAUUGUGUGUGAAACUGCACUCAUCAUUAAUUCAUUGUUUUAAAAUGAAGACGAGAGAAAAUCCACGUGCUUAUUAUGAAACCUAUUGACUGUAGGUUGAAACCUACGGUCAAUAGGUGGUCAAUGCUUGUGAUGGCUGGCUGACAUAUUACUUGUUUGUCUUCCCUCACCAGUAUCAGGCCUGCUAUGGCCUUUCGCACCAGCAGCCUGAUUCAAACCUCAGGCCAGAUCUAUAAAUAGUGUACGUCUGUCACAUGUUACAACAGCUACACAGAGGGGAUAAAAGAUGCCGGGUCCCAUUUGCAGUCUGAUCUUUCUUUCUUUUCUUUUCUUUUUUUUAAAUAGGAAUUUUUGCUUUCUUAAAUACCUCAGCUCCUUUUUCCAAUAAGUACAUAUGUUUUUAUUUGAUUCCGGGGGGUGCACUAUAAAGGGUAAUGGGUUAACAAGGUAUGUUGAGUUUUCAGUAUCACAAAAGCAGUACACUGGGUUCUUUCUGUUGGCUCACAGGAUUAAAAGUCUGGGUUCAAAUGUGCCAACUGAAAGUUUUAUUUGGAGUUUACAUGUUCUCCUUGUGUCUGUGUAGGUUCUCUUUGGGCACCGUAGCUUCCUCCUACAGUCCAAAGACAUGCACGUUAGGUUAACUGGUGGUUGUAAAUUGGCUGCAGGUGUGAAUGUGAGCAUGAGUCAUCGACCAUUUUUCUGUUGGUCUUGUGAUGGACUGGUAACCAGCUCAGGUGACUCUUGGCUUCAGGCUCCCAUGCCCAAAUCUAAAUCUGAUAAGCAGUUAAGAGGAUGGAUGGAUCCCUUGACUAGAUUAAAUUUAUACUGCACAUCUAACUUGCUUCAGACCAGUUUACACUCUUUCGCAUUAAACUGGGCUGAAAAAAGCAUGCCAAAGUAUCCUUGGGUAAGAUACUGAAUCCUGAUGUAUUCAUCUGAUUGUGAGUGUGUGUGAAUGUUACAUAGAAAGCGCUUCAACACUGAUGUAUAAAUGGGUGAAUGAGACAUCUUGUAUAAAGUGCUCAAGUAGAGUAGAUAAGCGCUACAUAAGAACUAGUCCAUUUACCAUUCUGCAUGCAGUUAGCCACUGUGGCAACCUGUUGUGAAUAACAGAGCAGACAAUCUCUCUCUGAGAGAAAGUGUCCAUCCAUUAGCCACCUGUUGAACAGCAUGUUUUUAACACAGCCCAACAAAGAUAUGCACUGAAGACACAAAGGUAUGUCUUUCCACUGAAACCUGCAUUCAUUCAGCUAAUUAGACAAAUCUGUUCCACUUUUAGAAUAUAUAACAGAUAAUAAUCAGUGAGAUUAAUUUCACUUUGAUUUGGCUAAAAACUAAAUUUCUGCAUCUACUUCUUUGUAGGGCAGUAAUUAAAGUUUAUAGUGUAAAAAGUAGAUUAAAAAUAUUCUGUGAGAAUGCCCCUCUUGCCUUUUUUUUUUUUUUUUUUUCUUGGCACUGCCAAUUUUCCUUUCAUGGUCUCAUGCCCUGCUUCUGGAUUGAAUUAUCAAGUAUCCAAUCAACCCAUUUCAUGCAAUAAAUGAACACAUACCCUGUCUUCUGGGAGCACCCACAGAUUCCAAAUUAAUACAGUCUGGAUUAACAAAGAAAGAGGAUAAACACCACAGUAUUUGCCAAAACUCUGGCUUCAUCCGUUUAUGGUUUGAUAUAGUGGGAGACAAAAAUGGGCUGCUUACAAUUUCCCAAUGAUUAGCUUUAUAAAACAGAACCCAGUGUAUACAAAGCUUUACAAAUGUGACAGAAUAAAGCUGCAAAAUGCUGCUGAACCUAUCACAAAGUCUGACAGUACACUGAACACUUGUAAUGUUACUAACCAACAGCGUGUGUGAGAGAACAAUGCCUUUUAUUCUUCUCCAUCAUUCAGUAAUGCUGGAACUCAUUACACUGGUCAGCUGACGGAACAAUAAGAGAUUCUUGAUUGGAGUGUCAACUUGACAAAAAAAUUUCAGAUUAGAGGUAAAAGGCACAGGAGAAGUGAAGGGCUGAUGUAGUGGGCAGUUUGAGUGCAAUCAGUAACAUUUGAGGCAACACCAAUAACAUUUCCUUGUAUUACCAUAUUUUUCCUUUCCAUAAUUCACAUGCUGAAAAUGGAUUCAUUACAACUGGUCAACACUACUAUUGUUCAGGUGUAUUUAUUUUUAUAGGUUUCUGUCAUUUUCUGAUGCACUGAGAAAUAAAGGACUGUUCACAGGU
Pelmatolapia mariae (spotted tilapia) is the source of this 4796-nucleotide messenger RNA. RefSeq names its product alpha-1,3-mannosyl-glycoprotein 4-beta-N-acetylglucosaminyltransferase C. The transcript is spliced from 4 exons. Gene Ontology annotation, biological process: protein N-linked glycosylation. Lineage: Eukaryota; Metazoa; Chordata; Actinopteri; Cichliformes; Cichlidae. Gene Ontology annotation, molecular function: acetylglucosaminyltransferase activity. The coding region runs from base 929 to 2326 and encodes 465 amino acids. The record is from RefSeq and is a predicted model, not a curated record.